This is a messenger RNA of Mobula hypostoma (lesser devil ray), 2145 nucleotides long. Its product is annotated as vesicle transport protein GOT1B. Gene Ontology annotation, cellular component: membrane; endoplasmic reticulum. The coding region runs from base 117 to 533 and encodes 138 amino acids. Gene Ontology annotation, biological process: endoplasmic reticulum to Golgi vesicle-mediated transport; retrograde transport, endosome to Golgi. The record is from RefSeq and is a predicted model, not a curated record. Lineage: Eukaryota; Metazoa; Chordata; Chondrichthyes; Myliobatiformes; Myliobatidae. The transcript is spliced from 5 exons.
CCCGCCCGGAUGUGGCGGCUGCCCGGUUACCGAGGGGGGAGGGAGGCGUGUGUUUCCGGAAGACGUGGCGGCUGAUGUGGAUUUCGUGAAGCCGAUGAGCAUAAGCGGCCGCCAACAUGAUUUCCCUGACGGACUCGCAGAAAAUUGGCAUGGGAUUGACAGGCUUUGGCGUGUUUUUCCUGUUCUUUGGCAUGAUCCUGUUCUUUGAUAAAGCACUCCUUGCGAUAGGAAAUAUUUUAUUUGUGGCAGGUUUGUCCUUUGUCAUCGGAUUAGAAAGGACUUUCAGGUUCUUCUUCCAGAAACACAAAGUGAAAGCUACUGGUUUCUUUCUUGGUGGAAUUUUUGUAGUACUCAUUGGCUGGCCUGUUAUAGGCAUGGUACUUGAAAUUUAUGGAUUUUUUCUUUUAUUCAGGGGGUUCUUCCCGGUGGUGGUCGGUUUUAUUAGGCGAGUGCCUAUAUUAGGUUCCAUUCUGAAUUUACCUGGAAUAAGCUCAUUUGUAGAUAAAGUUGGAGAAAGCAACAGCAUGGUAUAACAGAAACUGGAUGAACAACUGCUGCAGAAGUAUGCUGUUUAAUAUAUUUAUAAGGUUCACCUAAGACAAACAUUUCUAAAUUUAUAUUUUACUUGUUAUCUGUCCAGGAAUAAAUAAAACUUGAUAGCAUUCUUUGUAUUAAAAUAUUUUGUUUAGAGCAGAAAACGGUAGCCAUUGCAAUUAAUUCCACUCAUUUUGACUCUCCUCUCCACCCAAAAUUUUAUAAAUGUCUCUUUACGGAGGGUGUUUAGCAUUACACUUCCUCCACCCAGAAGAGUAGGAGGGAUUUGGGCACCACCACUGCUAUCAGUAAUGCUCAGUGAUCAGCAGGAGGGAAGUUGAUAUUAAGCUGGGAGAAUUAUACCAAGCAAGACCAACCAGGAAAGAAUAUCUUGUUCCAUCCCUUUGAACCUCAUUCAACCAAAACAAGAAAUUCUGAAAAACUAUAAGGACUAUUGCAGUUUUUAUUGGCAAAUCAAGUAAUGGAAUACUCGAAAGGACGGAGCUUGACACAUUAAACAUGUAAACAUUUAUUGGCUGAUUACAUCUUUUGCAUAAAGUAAUUAGCAUACAUCUGUGAUUGUCUUGCCUCUCAUCACUUGGUUACUUCUUUUCACAUCAUUGUCUUGUGUUACACCAGUGAUUCCUGAUGCAGCAGGCUAGGUUAAUGGUGAGCUUUUCCAUUUGUGACUGUCUCAUUGGGCAGAAUUUUCAUACAAGUGAACACCUCUAGCUUAUGUAAUGGCAGAUGGUGCUUAUAGUAUUUAAGUUUUAUAAUGGUUAACUUUUCAAUUAUACAUUCUUUGAUGUUAAAAUGUUGUAAAUAAAUCUUUGAAUCAAAUAAUUAUCACUGUGUUUUUAAUGUAUCGUUUUCAUGUGGAUUCCCGGAACUAAAUAUUAAUGCGUGUCACUCAUCAGUGAAGUUUGAAAAGCCCUCUUGUUUAUCUACCAAUGGAAGAAAAUGGUUCAAUUUUUAAAUGCAAAAUAACAAAUAUUACUACUUCCAAUAGCAUUGGUGCUGUAGUUGACCAGAAGAGAAUUUUAUGACAGAAACCAAUAUUACUGAUCUUUUAGAAAUAGUGACUAUCUGAUUUAAUCUAUCAAACAAUAUUUAAUUUACAAGUACAAACAAGACAGCAAACUAUAUUGGUUCAUUGUCAGAAAGAAUGCAUGUUGACUAUGUAACUUUGGAAACCACCUGUAACAACAUCAUUGCUGGUGUAACCUCCAUGGCAUGAAGUACCACAUUGGGAUAUUUUGUUAACAAUUGUUCAUGGUUCAGCUUAAUUGGGUGCAUUAGCCACAGGGAACAAGUCAACUGUAAAUGUAAACAUGGGUAAAGUUCCAAAGGUUUUUAAUGCUGUGGGAAUAUAAUUGCAUAAUUCUGUGUAUCCCCCAAAACAUAACUGACAAUUCUAUUGUCUGAGUAUAUUGUAGGUAGAUUUUUUUGUAAUAUAUAUAUGGAAGCCACUAAACAUGUCAGAAUUGCAAUUCCUUUCAAGCUGCUGACAACCUUGAGCACAACUCAAUGCAUUGUGUAUCUUUUGUGAACAUGUCCAGAAUUUGGGUUUCUGUCAAGUUUCUAGGUUGCAGAAAGGAAAUAAAUAUGAAU